CUUGAAGGUGCCAAGGGUGAAAAGCCAAAAGAAGGGCCACCGGCAAGUGUUGAUUGGCAAUAUGGGGAGCAAUUUGUUGAUUUCUUGAGACCAUUUUAUGAAAUCACUUUGAAGGUAUGUUGUUCUAAUUCUCCUACCGUUCAUAGUACUUUUGGUGAUAUACUCUCUAUUUAUGGUCUCUUGCAAGAACAAAAGAAUCCAUGUUUGUCUGAGAUUGCAUCACCCAUGCAAGACAAGUUUCUCAAGUAUUGGGGUAGCUUUGAUAAGUUGAAUCAUUAUCUAUUCAUUGCUAUUGUUCUUGAUCCACGUCAUAAACUUGAGAAAGUUGUUGACUAUUUUGAGAUUCUUGAUUAUGGGGAUAUGGAUGAAAAGGUGGAAGCUAACACAAAGAGUGUGAAGGAUCUUUUGUAUGACCUUUACAAGGUGUAUAAGGAAGAGGGAAGGGAAAGUGGUGUUAGUGAGGUUGGUGGUUCUCAAGUAUCAAGUGAGGCUCAAUCUAGUUCAACUAAGGGUCUAACGGAGUUAGAAAAGAGAUUGAAAGAGAAUGAGCAAAGGAGAAGAGCAAAGAAAGCCGAGAUCGUAAACAACGAUGUGGAUAGAUAUCUUAGAGAUCCUAUUGAAGGAGAUGGUGAAGGCUUUGACUUGUUGAAUUGGUGGAGGGUGAAUGGAGUUUGCUAAUAUCCUAUAUUGGCCCGCAUUGCAAAGGAUGUUCUAGCUAUUCCGGUGUCAACCAUAGCUUCGGAAUCUUCCUUUAGCACGAGUGGGAGGAUUAUUGAUCCAUACCAUAGCUCCCUAAGUCCUAGAAUGGUGGAGGCUUUGAUAUGCACACAAAAUUGGCUUAGGAGUGAAAAUGUGUAUCUACAUCAUAUGCCUACUGUUGAAGAGAUGGAGUUGUGUGAAGAAGCAGAAAGAGAGAUGCUUAAGAUGCCAUGUGGAGCUGCAGUGGGGAGUAGUCGGAGCGGAAUGUUACCUCCAAAGUCGAAGGCUUCAUCUUUCCGAGCUUGAGAUCAUGUCAUUGCUCUCCUUCAUAUGUAGAUGUUGGUUCAUUCUUUUUGUGAUGUUUAAUCAUUUAGUGAACUUACACAUU
Messenger RNA from Rosa rugosa (rugosa rose), 1087 nucleotides. RefSeq names its product zinc finger BED domain-containing protein RICESLEEPER 1-like. Gene Ontology annotation, molecular function: DNA binding. The transcript has 2 exons. The record is from RefSeq and is a predicted model, not a curated record. Bases 226 to 678 code for a protein of 150 amino acids. Lineage: Eukaryota; Viridiplantae; Streptophyta; Magnoliopsida; Rosales; Rosaceae.